CAUUUCCGGUAUAAAAACCGCCGCCGAGCUUGGACACAGCGCGCCACAUUCACCUUUUCAAGAGUUGCGGCUGCUUCAGAGAGGAUAGAUAUAAUAUAUAACACUAUUAUAAUUUAUUAUUUUUGCCUUUUGUUUAAAACUUUGAAUAAAAAUGGACUGUGUGGAUUUCCCUAGAGUUCUUCCAAACUCACCGAGGAAAGCGCGAGGACAAAUUCAGGUCAUCUUUGGACCCAUGUUUUCAGGAAAAAGCACUGAACUGAUGAGGAGAGUGCGGCGUUUCCAGAUUGCCCAGUAUAACUGCCUGGUGAUUAAAUAUGCCAAGGACACGCGCUACUCUGAUACGGGCAUGGCCACACACGACAAAAACACAAUGGAAGCUGUACCUGCAAACUGUCUGGCAGACGUGAGGUCUCUGGCACUACAAGUCUGCGUCAUCGGAAUUGAUGAAGGACAGUUUUUCCCAGACACGGUGGAGUUUUGUGAGGAGAUGGCAAAUCUGGGAAAGACGAUCAUUGUAGCUGCCUUGGAUGGAACUUUCCAGAGAAAACCAUUUGGAAACAUCCUGAAUCUCGUGCCUCUCGCUGAGAGUGUGGUGAAGCUCCACGCUGUCUGCAUGCAGUGUUACAAAGAAGCUGCCUACACGAAGAGGAUAGGAGCAGAGACGGAGGUGGAGGUGAUUGGUGGUGCGGACAAAUAUCAGGCGGUGUGUAGAAAGUGUUAUGGGGGUCUAAUGGAGGACAAAGAAAACAGUGCCCCCUUCAGGAAUGAAACGCCACAUCAUGCCCUCGUGGGAAAACUUGGAGACUCUGGAGUUCCCCGGAAACUUUUCUCCUCGCUCCAACUGAAUGCAAAAUAAGACGUUACAGAAGUUCAGUGGAGACUUGAGAAAUUUAUUAAUUUCUCUAGCUUUUAACACCUCGGUAGUCUUUUUGUAUUUAUGUGACCUGUUUGUUUGAUUGUUUGUACUUAAUUGACGCGGACAAUGCAGAUAGUGUCAAACCCUUCAACUCACUGCCAUCUCUAAACAUGUCUAACAUUUGUCUAAAGAUUAGACCUGCCAAAUAUAAAGGUUUUUAAUUUAUUUAUUCCAUUAUAAACAAAUGCAUUUUCCUGCUCUCUAUCUAAAUGAAUUUAUGUCAAAGCUGAGGUUACCUCAAAUUGCAAUAUGUAUGGAAAGUCAGGAGUGGUCCUGAAGUAAAAAUGUAUGGUUUCAAA
Solea senegalensis (Senegalese sole) is the source of this 1215-nucleotide messenger RNA. RefSeq names its product thymidine kinase 1, soluble (gene tk1). The record is from RefSeq and is a predicted model, not a curated record. Gene Ontology annotation, biological process: thymidine metabolic process. Lineage: Eukaryota; Metazoa; Chordata; Actinopteri; Pleuronectiformes; Soleidae. The transcript has 7 exons. Gene Ontology annotation, molecular function: ATP binding; thymidine kinase activity. The coding region runs from base 152 to 856 and encodes 234 amino acids.